Mesocricetus auratus (golden hamster) is the source of this 2430-nucleotide messenger RNA. RefSeq names its product nucleoredoxin like 1 (gene Nxnl1). Gene Ontology annotation, biological process: photoreceptor cell maintenance. Lineage: Eukaryota; Metazoa; Chordata; Mammalia; Rodentia; Cricetidae. Gene Ontology annotation, cellular component: mitochondrion. The transcript is spliced from 2 exons. The record is from RefSeq and is a predicted model, not a curated record. Bases 329 to 973 code for a protein of 214 amino acids.
GGCCCCCUCACUGUGGGGGCGGGUUCUAGGCAGGGGCUCCACUCCCAGGCGUACCCCAACCCCUCUCAUUUUUGUCCCAGGGUGUCCUGGAACUUGCGGUGAUCCCCCUGCCUCAGUGCUGGGCUCACAGGGUUGCAAGCAGUUUGGCUCUCAGCUGAAGGUCCGUGAGGCCUCCCUACCCCCUCAAACUGAUGCUGGUCCCGUAGAGGUCGUCUUACAGGAGGAUUAGAGGCUAAUCUGGCUUCUGAGGCUCCUAUUCCUGGGGUUAGGGGCCCCAGUAAGCAGGCCACACCAGAUCUCUCUCCCGUGUCCCCAGUCCUCACACGCCAUGGUAACCCUCUUCUCUGGCCGCGUUCUGAUCAGGAAUAACAGCGACCAGGACGAGGUGGAGACCGAGGCGGAGCUGAGCCGCCGGCUGGAGAACCGUCUGGUGCUGCUGUUCUUCGGCGCCGGGGCCUGUCCCCAGUGCCAGGCCUUCGCCCCGGUCCUCAAAGACUUCUUCGUGCGACUCACUGAUGAGUUCUACGUGCUGCGGGCCGCACAGCUGGCCCUGGUCUACGUGUCCCAGGAUCCCACGGAGGAGCAACAGGACCUGUUCCUCAGGGACAUGCCUGAGAAGUGGCUCUUCCUGCCGUUCCAUGACGACCUAAGGAGGGACCUCGGUCGCCAGUUCUCCGUGCAUCGCCUGCCAGCUGUCGUGGUGCUCAAGCCGGGCGGGGACGUGCUGACGAGCGACGCCACGGACGAGAUCCAACGCCUGGGGCCUGCCUGCUUCGCCAACUGGCAGGAGGCGGCUGAGCUGCUGGACCGCAGCUUCCUGCAGCCCGAGGACCUGGACGAGCCGGUGCGGCGCAGCAUCACCGAGCCCCUGCGCCGCCGCAAGUACCGCGUGGACCGGGAUGCCGGCCGGGGCCGGGCCCGGAGCGGCCAGGACGCCCAGGGGGAUGCGGGUGCAGGGGCAGAGCUCUGGUGACCCCCUGGGAAAUCCGGGUACAGGGGCGGGGCUCCAGUGACCCUCCCCAGGGGCGGGGUUCCCAUUAGCCUUCUGCACGUUCAGGAUGUUCCCUAUCAAGACUGGCCUUGAACUCACCACGCUCCUGCCUCAGCCUAAGGAGUAGCUGGAAUGGCAGCCAAAGAAAGACAGGUUUCCUCUUCCAAGUCACCCGUAGUCAUUGCAAGAGCGUGGGUACCUUCCUGGGCACGGUACCAGGAGUUUUUAGUGCAUGCUAAGCAAGCUUUCUACCCAUAGAACCCCAGCCACAAAACCCCGGUUCAAAACAGACCAAAACCCCUCCUGCAAACCGCCUUUGUGGUGCAGGCCUGCUCUGGACGCUGGCGCAGGGCUGGCGAGAUGAAUCGGUGCAUUCGGAAUGGCAUGCGCUGUCAAGACUGACAAGCCGAGUCCACUCCCCGAACACACAAGAUGGAAGGGAGAAGCAAAAUCUCGCAAGCUAUUGGCCUCCGCAGGCUCGUGGUGGCACGAGCUCGACCACACACUUGAAAAAGAGUAUAGGGAACAAAAAUACUAUUUUAAGUCUUGUGCAAAAUAACGACACAAAAAUAAAGGAAAAAGAAAGCAAAGAUGUGUGCAGAAGAAGGAUCUGGAGUUCAAGGCCAUUUUCUGCUACAUAGAGGGCUCUAGAACGGCCUAGGCUACAAGACCCGGUCUCAACGAGAAAGCCUCUGUCUAGCGCCACCCCUGGGCCGGCACCUCCCUCUGUCUAAGCGCCGAGAGCCGAUGCCAACGGUUUCGCUGUGCUUACGGCGCCCCCUGGCGUGCAAAUGAGACGAAACCCCCUCCCGCGCCAAGCGCGUCCAUGGAUGCUGGCAAACCUGGCUUUCUGGGGUAGAGAAGGCUGCUGACCUGAGGAGCCAUGACUCCGCAAGCGGCUCGUUCACCUCCGCCCCCAACUUGGAGUAGGGGGGGAAACCGAGGCUCAAGACUGAAUAAGGAUACCUGCUGGCCACCACGUCUGACUGCCUGAGCCCGAUCCGGGUACCCACCGCGUCUGACUGCCUGAGCUCGAUCCGGGGUACCCACCGCGUCUGACUGCCUGAGCUCGAUCCGGGGUACCCACAUGGGGCAAGGAAAGAGCCCGCGCCCACAAGCUGUCCUUUGACCUCUAUCCGUGUCCCCCACAGGAACUAACGAAUUGAAAGUUUAAAUUAUUAUGAUUAUUAUUUUGUUUUUUGAGACAGGGUUUCACUGUGUAGCCCUGGAUGUCCUGGAACUCGCUUUAUAGACCAGGCUGGUCUCAAACUCAGAGAUCCAUCUGUCUCUUUCUCCAGAGCGCUGGGAUUAAAGGCGUACACCAUCACCACCCGGCUGGAAUGUUGAACAUUAGUUAAAAAAGAAAAUUAGAAACCAUCAUUCAGCCGGGCGUUGGUGGCGCACACCUUUAAUCCCAGCACUUGGGAGGCAGAGGCAGG